Molecule: messenger RNA, 2643 nt
Organism: Penicillium alfredii
Lineage: Eukaryota; Fungi; Ascomycota; Eurotiomycetes; Eurotiales; Aspergillaceae
Product: DNA topoisomerase 1
Exons: 6
Coding region: 1-2643 (880 amino acids)
Biological process (GO): DNA topological change; chromosome segregation; DNA replication
Cellular component (GO): nucleolus; chromosome
Molecular function (GO): DNA binding; DNA topoisomerase type I (single strand cut, ATP-independent) activity
Source: RefSeq, a predicted model, not a curated record
AUGAGCUCCUCCGAGGACGAUACCCCCCUCGUACGCGCGAAUGGUCGUGCUAAUGCGAAGAGCAACGUGAAGUCCCCUGACGUCAAAAUGGAAGAUGCCAGUGCCCCAAUAGCCAAUGGUCACAUCGACCCCGGUGUCUCUAUUCGGUUUGGCCCCGUGCAAGACAAGGACGUCAACAUGGAGGACGCUGAGGGCGAUGCGCGUGGGCUCAGCAAGCGCAAAUCCCGUGCAAGUGUGGAUCAGAAGAAGUUCUAUAUAGAACCUGAAUCGAGUGAGGAAGAGGAUCAACCAUUGAGCAAACGUCGCCGGACGUCGGUGAAGCACGAGGAUCCCGAAACAGACGACGAUGUGCCUCUGGCACUCAACGGAAGAAAGCUGCCCAAGGCUUCCGAGACGGCUAUCGGGGACGAGUCGGACUCGGAUGUUCCAAUCGAAAGAAAGCUUUCUGCCGAAAAGAAGAAGAUUGAACAGAACGCGGCCAAGGACGCAAAAGCUACGCGGAAACCUGCAGCUCCGAAGAAGGAGGCCAAGCCCGCGGCAGCCAAAAAGCAGACCAACGGUGUCAAGAAGGAACCCCUUGACAACAAGGCCGCUCUGAAAAAAGUGAAAGCAGAGCCAGUGACCCCUAAGAAGAGCAAGGGCAAAGCCACCGCAGUCAAGGCAGAGAGCGAGGACGCGGAUGAGAAAGAGGAAGAAGAUGAAUACCGGUGGUGGGAAGACCCCACCAAGAGCGAUGGGACCACCAAAUGGACGACGCUGGAGCACAACGGCGUGGUUUUCCCUCCUCCGUAUGAACCAUUACCCAAGAACGUCAAAAUGAAGUAUGACGGAAUUCCAGUCACGCUCGCGCCUGAAGCCGAAGAGGUUGCUGGGUUUUUCGGAACCAUGCUUAAUUCCACCCACAAUGUGGAGAACCCUGUGUUCCAGAAAAACUUCUUCAUGGACUUCAAGGAUAUUCUCAAGGAGACCGGGGGUGCGAAAGAUUCCAAAGGCAACAAGGUUGACAUCAAGGAGUUUUCCAAGUGCGACUUCAAGCCUAUGUUCGAGUUCUUCGAUGCCCAGCGUGACGAAAAGAGAAACCUGCCUGCGGCCGAGAAAAAGCGCCUCAAAGCUGAGAAAGAUGAGCAAGAGGGUCCUUACAUGUUCUGCACUUGGGACGGUCGCAAGCAGAAGGUAGGAAACUUCCGUGUGGAACCUCCUUCGCUCUUCCGUGGACGAGGCGAGCACCCCAAAACUGGCCGUGUCAAGACCAGAGUGCAGCCUGAGCAAAUCACCAUCAACAUCGGCAAGGAGGCCAAGGUCCCGCCACCCCCAGAAGGCCACCGCUGGAAGGAGGUGAAACAUGACCGAGAAGGGACUUGGCUUGCUAUGUGGCAGGAGAACAUCAACGGCAACUACAAGUAUGUGAUGUUGGCCGCCAAUUCCGACGUCAAAGGACAAAGCGAUUACAAGAAAUUCGAGAAGGCCCGUGAGCUCAAGAAAUACAUCGACCGGAUUCGCAAGGACUACCAAAAGAACCUCAAGCAUGACAUGAUGGUGGAGCGCCAAAAGGCCACAGCUGUUUACCUCAUUGAUCAAUUUGCUCUCCGUGCCGGAAAUGAGAAAGGUGAAGAUGAGGCGGAAACUGUUGGCUGCUGCUCUCUCAAGUACGAAAACAUCACUCUCAAGCCGCCGAACACGGUCGUUUUCGAUUUCCUGGGUAAGGAUAGCAUUCGGUUUUAUGACGAGGUCAAGGUGGACCCGCAAGUUUUCAAGAAUUUGAAAAUCUUUAAGAAGGCCCCCAAGAAAAAUGGAGACGAGGUUUUUGACCGGUUGACGACUUCUGCUCUCAACAAGCACCUUCAGAACUACAUGCCGGGCUUGACUGCUAAGGUGUUCCGUACCUACAACGCUUCCUUUACCAUGGGCAACCUGCUGAGGGAAAUGAAAGCCACGGGUACAGUCGCCGAGAAAGUCAAGGCGUACAAUGAUGCGAACCGCAAGGUUGCUAUCCUUUGUAACCACAAGCGAACCGUCACCGCCGGGCAUGCGAACCAGAUGGAGAAGAUGAGCGAACGGAUCAAAGGACUUCGCUACCAAAAGUGGCGGAUGAAGCAGCAGAUGCUCGAUCUGGAGCCCAGCCUGAAGAAAAAGAAGGGCGCCUCAUUCUUUGAAUUGGACGAGGAUCUCGACCAGGACUGGGUCAAGGAGCACCAAGCUUUCCUUAUGGAGGAACAGACUCAGAAAAUAAAGAAGAAGUUCGAGAAAGACAACGAGAAGCGGGUCGCCGAGGGCGAGAAGGAGAUGAAGGCUUCUGAACUCGAGGAGCGCCUGCAGGUCGUCAAAGAGAUGGAUAAGAAAUUCAAUAAGGAGAACAAGACCGGCAAGGUGGAGGCUGAGGGCAGGGGGCCUUCGGUUGAAAAGCUUGAGGCCAACAUUGUCAAGCUUGACCAGCGCGUCGAGAACAUGUCCGUCCAGGCCCAGGAUAAAGAAGACAACAAAGAGGUCGCGCUGGGAACUUCGAAGAUCAACUACAUUGAUCCCCGUCUCUCUGUUGUUUUCAGCAAGAAGUUUGACGUGCCCAUUGAGAAGUUCUUUUCCAAGGCCCUCCGUGAGAAGUUCGAGUGGGCCAUCAAGUCGGUUGAAGAGGAUUGGGAGUUCUAA